AUGGAUAGUCGUCCGACCAAAAAUCGUAAUCUGGACCUACAUCAACGUCAGUACGGCUACUCUGGCGACCAAAACGUCGUGUCAAAGCAUCCGCACCUGAAGGAACCAUGGACAAGCCGCUCUGUGCAGGAAGGUUUGAGUCAUGCUCCGGAUGGCAACGUGUUUGGAGCCGCCAGACGUGGCACUGGCAUUGUAGAAGACUGGCUUGUCAAUGUCAGUCGUCGAGGCAUCGAUACUGAAAAGUCCGCAAACCGACUACCAUCAAGUCAGGAUAAGGGUAGUGAUCAAACUCCAGGAUGGAGGCCACACGGAAUAUCCUUGCAGAACACUGUCCGAGGUGGUCACAAACGUGCCCUAUCGCGAGACAGCUCCAUCAUCCCCGAGCCGAUGACGAAGAUAGCCAGACCACCUACAGCGGCAAAUCGCCGUGGCCCCAGCCAUCGUUCUCUCGCGGCAAGGGUAACGGAAGUUCCCAUAUCGACAGAUGGUUCUCCGCCCAGAUUUGAAAAGCGGACGAGACACAAAAUAAGAGAAGAUCGAUACGCUUCUCAGAAGAAGCCCAAAGCAAAGCGACGCAGGGCACCUGAGGAGACCGCUACGCGACCAGAAAAUGUGCCGAAGAAGUCAGUCUCAUCAGGUCGAGAAGUCAUGAACAACUUCCAAUCUGAAGCCAUUCUUAACGACAGACUCACAGUGGUUGGAGAGCUAGCCUACAACUCCAUGGUUUCGGUCGAGCAGCCUCCAUCACGCGAGUUUUCGUGGCAACGACAGCAACGCUUAGAAGCCAAGGCCAGACAACGGCGAGAGAGUGAGCUGGUGGAAAUAUCAGCAAUUCUUCGUUGCAAGGAGACGCCCACAACAGUACACCCAGUCAUAGGUCGAGAGCGACCUCGUGACGGGUACGACGAUCGGAGUACGAGUGACGAGGUAGCUCAGAAUUUUCCAGAAUGCGACGAUCGCUUGUCAACUAGAAGCAUCAAGAGGUCUAAUGCUCUUAGAGACGAUCGACGCCACUAUGUCCAUGACAACACCUAUGUCGCCCCGGCUAGACAUAAUCGGCCAAGCAGCAGAGCUACGACUUAUGGCACUUGGGCCACCAGCGGCAAUCAUCAAACAUCCUUGCCAGGCGACUCUUUUGACCGACACCACAGUAGUACCCCUGAGCCAAUUAGGGAAGCGCUUCGAGAGACCGGUGUAUUUAAUGGUGCUGGAGCAAGUGGAAACGCUCGUGUCUCGUUGCAUGAUUCGUGCCAGCGCAGGAAAGAGGUGCAUCCUGAUGAAGAGUCCACGAAAUCCAAAGCUUCCCGUGGACGACCAUUGAUUAUUCGGUAUCUGGAUAAGGGAGUCAUGACUACAGACGAACCGUCAUUGUCACCUUGCGCAUUGGAGGAAUCCAAGAGUUUGCCAGGUACGUGCGAUUCUUUUGCGCCAGAAGGUACGGUCGAUUAUAGGGCGAGGGUCUUGGUAGACACUACUACGCAAAAGCCGAUUAAUGAGCCGUCUGGGGGAGAGAUAAACAAGGACUCUGACGUAGAGUCCCAUUGUAAGACUGCCACUUCUACGACUCGAGCAUCCACGGCCAUACAAGCGUACCUGGUUCCACCCCUCCACAACCUCUCCACGCAAAUGCAAGCAACGUCAGAGAACAUCCGGGAAUUGCAGACGAGAACACCGACCAUCGAAACUGCCACUGAGGCAGUGGCUGAGGAAGGUCAUGUGCGUGCGAAACGUGAUGCCGAGCCCGAAUAUGGAGCAACGGCCGAGCAAUCUGGAGGGAAAGUUGCGGCGCCAGAACGAUCUGCCGUGCCUCCAAUACCUUACCGGCAACAUUUUAGUGCUCCAAAUGCUCACAAUUCGCCUAGAAGAGGUGCAAAUCAUCACUUUGCCUUGUCCGAACAAGAACCAGCUGGCAACAACCUCUACGAUCAUCUACCCCAUGAGAUUGGUCGUAGGGAAGAAGCCCUCUGGCAGCAACCAGUGUUUUCGCGACCGAGAUUUCUGGUCAAUCAACCAAGAAAACCUCAUGCUCUUUCUCUGCCAGGAAGAAAAGGCCAUAGUUCUAUGACUAGAUUCAACCCGUCUCAGUUCCAACCGUCGGAGAGCGUCGUUGACUUCAUUGCGCGCGUCGAACAAGAGGUACUAGGACCGGAUAGCCUAGGAUACGAGGAUAAUCCGACCGAUGAGACCGGCAAUUGGCAGUAUGACGACCGACUCGAACUGCGUUUGGACAUAUCCAGCGGGUCUCAUCCUCUGGCAUCUCAGGAUGUUUCGAUCAACCAAUCCCUCGCAGAACCUGGUUGGAGGCACUUGGAAGACGCAUUUGACCGGAUCGAAGAGGAACCAUCUGAAAACGGGCUUAAUUCAAGGGAAACAGCUGGAGAAGGACGCAAAGUACGACAAGGAUGA
Molecule: messenger RNA, 2406 nt
Organism: Colletotrichum godetiae
Lineage: Eukaryota; Fungi; Ascomycota; Sordariomycetes; Glomerellales; Glomerellaceae
Exons: 3
Coding region: 1-2406 (801 amino acids)
Source: RefSeq, a predicted model, not a curated record